Dentiscutata erythropus is the source of this 886-nucleotide messenger RNA. NCBI's taxonomy places the organism in Eukaryota, Fungi, Glomeromycota, Glomeromycetes, Diversisporales, Gigasporaceae. The record is from the annotation of a GenBank genome assembly.
CAACAUCUGAUACAAAAUGGAUCAUAAAAAUCAGUGAAUCUCACAUCUUCUCUUGGUCAUUCGACUAUAAAGUUAUUUUCAAAAUGUCGUUGAGACUUCCGCCAGUAAUUAUGGAUAAUGGAACUGGGUACACGAAGCUGGGCUUCGCUGGAAAUAAUGCACCGUCUUUUGUCUUUCCCACAGUGAUUGCUACGCGUGACUCAGUUUCAACCAGCACGUCUGGAACAGCCCUUCAGUCUAAACCUUCUAUUUCUGGAAACAUCGCUUCAAAGCGUGGUAUCGAAGAUUUAGACUUCUUUAUUGGAAAUGAUGCCAUAUUAAAUUCUAAAACAUAUGGAUUACACUAUCCAAUUCGACACGGACAAAUCGAUAAUUGGGAUCAAAUGGAACGUUUCUGGGAACAAAGUAUUUUCAAGUAUCUAAGGUGCGAACCUGAGGAUCAUUAUUUUCUUUUGACGGAACCUCCGCUCAAUGCGCCAGAGAACCGAGAACAAACAGCUGAAAUUAUGUUUGAAUCUUUUAACAUCCAAGGACUUUACAUAGCUGUUCAAGCUGUUUUAGCAUUGGCCGCUAGUUGGGAGUCCAAUAAAACAUCUGAUUUUGUAUUAACCGGUACUGUCAUUGACAGCGGAGACGGUGUUACUCAUGUCAUUCCUGUGGCCGAGGGUUACGUAGUGGGAUCGUCAAUUAAGCACAUCCCAAUUGCUGGCCGUGAUAUUACAUAUUUUGUUCAACAACUUCUUCGUGAUCGUAAUGAAACUUCAAUUCCUCCCGAAGACUCUUUGAAAGUGGCAGAACGUAUUAAAGAACAAUUUUCAUAUGUUUGUCAAGAUAUUGUUAAGGAGUUUAAAAAAUAUGAUCAGGAAGGCGAUAAAUACUUUCAAAA